Molecule: messenger RNA, 3689 nt
Organism: Bubalus bubalis (water buffalo)
Lineage: Eukaryota; Metazoa; Chordata; Mammalia; Artiodactyla; Bovidae
Gene: SH2B2
Product: SH2B adaptor protein 2
Exons: 9
Coding region: 1401-3509 (702 amino acids)
Biological process (GO): antigen receptor-mediated signaling pathway; intracellular signal transduction
Cellular component (GO): plasma membrane
Molecular function (GO): transmembrane receptor protein tyrosine kinase adaptor activity
Source: RefSeq, a predicted model, not a curated record
CCUGCAAUGCAGGAGACCCAAGUUCAAUCCCUGGAUUGGGAAGAUCCCCUAGAGGAGGGAAUGGCUACCCACUCCAGUAUGCUGGCCUGGGAAAUCCAAUGGACAGAGCUGGCUACAGUCCAUGGGGUCGUAAGAGGCAGACACAACUGAGCGCGCAUGCAUACACGCGCGCGCACACACACACACACUGGAGGGAACAAUCAGAGAAGGUAGUCAGUCCACCAUAAUGGUAAGAAGUAUAAAGAGGCAGCACCUUCCAGGCCAGUAUGAAAAGAUAGUCAUACUGGAUCCACACUGGGAGGUGACCCUCGAAGUCUCUGAGUCGGCGUGAGAAUCCCAGACUUGUCACUAACAAGCUGUGUGUUCUCUGGCCCCGUGUGAGGGCUUGGGCAGUGAUGGCUGUGACACGCCUGGUGUGUUGCACACACGCAUCCACCCGUCCAUGCAGUGUCUACUGAGCGCCUGCCACCUGCCCAACACUGGGGACGCAGCCGCUUAGAAGACGUCCAGACUGCUGCCCUGUGGAGGCGUCAUUUCCAGGCGAGGGUGUGGUGCCUGGGAGACAGCACAACCAAGCAAGUGGAUAAACAGUAUGAGAUGGGGAUACACACUGUGCCAAAAAGUAAGCACGCAGGAUCCCAGUUCCCUGACCAGGGAUCCAGCCCACACUUCCUGCAGAGGGAGGAUGAGGUCUUAACACUGGACCACCAGGGAAGUCCUGAGACCUUCUUGUUCUAAUAGAGUGGGGGUCAAGGAAAGCUAUGGGGCAAGAUGGUAUUUGAGCAGAAACCUGGAGGACAUGAGGCAGUGUGAGGGAAAGGACAUUCCAGGCACAUUCAAGAGAAAAUCGCAAGUGCAGAGGCCCUGGGGUGGGACUCGGGUGGGACCUGAGCAGAGGGCAACAGGUAGAGUUGUGGGAGUCGGAUGGAGGCAGGUCACGGGAGGUGUGGGGGCCAGUGGCUUUUACUCUGAGUGGAUUGGGAGCCAUUGCAGGGUUCUGAGCAGGGGAGGGCCUGAUCUGUCUUUAGAAAUGAUGACUGGGUUUCUGGGUGGAGAACAGGCUAUGGGGAAUAAGAUCAAUUUCCAGAGAGGGGUGCGGAGGGAGGGCAGUGAAGAGGCUGCUAAGGUACUGCUGGUCGAAAAGGGGUUGCCUGGGUCCCGGGACAGCAGCCUGGAUGGUAGUGAGUGGAGGAGGAGUGGUGUUCUUGGCAAGUUUCAAGGGCAGAGCCAAGAGGGUUGCACAUGACUUUUUCCCGUCCUCCAAACUUCCGGGACCCUCAGAAGAGGAUCGCUGGAGGCUCAUUAGGGACCCCACUUGAAAGCACCUGUCAUCACGGCCUCCUGCCCUAGACCUAGGAAUGACCUUGGGGUUCCCUGAGACUGCUGUUUGAAGAGAGUGAAUGGAGGGGGGCAUGGUCCCCCUCCCUCCUGCAGACACAUGUCCCACCUCCCCGGUUGUCCUCACACACUGGCACUGCCAGAAAGGCGGCUGCACACCUUCCCGGGGAAGCGGGAGCAGGUGGGCGCUCCGAUCCAGGGGUGGGGAGUUGACUCACCGGCUCCUCUCGCCCGCAGCCUCCGGGGGCUGCGAUGGGACGGGAGCCAUGAAUGGUGCCGCCCCGGUCCCGGUCCCGGUGCCGGUCCCGGACUGGCGGCAGUUCUGCGAGCUGCACGCGCAGGCGGCCGCCGUGGACUUCGCGCACAAGUUCUGCCGCUUCCUGCGGGACAACCCGGCCUACGACACGCCCGACGCCGGCGCCUCCUUCUCCCGCCACUUCGCCGCCAACUUCCUGGACGUGUUCAGCGAGGAGGUGCGCCGAGUGCUGGUGGCCGGGCCGGCGCCGCCGCGAGGGGCGGCCGAGCCCCCGGACGCCAUGGAGCCCGGGCCCGCGGGGCCCCCGGCGCUCAAGGCCGCGCCCUACGGUCACUCGCGGAGCUCGGAGGACGUGUCGGGGACCGCGGCGGCCAAGGCUCGCGUCCGCAAGGGCUUCUCGCUGCGCAACAUGAGCCUGUGCGUGGUGGACGGCGUGCGCGACAUGUGGCACCGGCGCGCCUCCCCCGAGCCCGGCGCCGCCGAGCCCCCGGCCGAGCCGCGCGACAAGUGGAUGCGGCGCCUGCGGCUGUCGCGGACGCUGGCGGCCAAGGUGGAGCUGGUGGACAUCCAGCGCGAGGGCGCGCUGCGCUUCAUGGUGGCCGACGACGCGGCCUCGGGCCCCGGGGGCGCCGCCCAGUGGCAGAAGUGUCGCCUGCUCCUGCGCAGGGCGGUGGCGGGCGAGCGCUUCCGCCUGGAGUUCUUCGUGCCGCCCAAGGCCUCCAGGCCCAAAGUCAGCAUCCCCCUGUCGGCCAUCAUCGAGGUCCGUACCACCAUGCCCCUGGAGAUGCCGGAGAAGGACAACACGUUCGUGCUCAAGGUAGAGAAUGGAGCAGAGUACAUCCUGGAGACCAUCGACUCCCUGCAGAAGCACUCGUGGGUGGCUGACAUCCAGGGCUGCGUAGACCCCGGGGACAGCGAGGAAGACACGGAGCCAUCCUGUGCCCGGGGAGGCUGUCUGGCCAGCCGCGUGGCCUCCUGCAGCUGUGAGCUCCUGACGGAGGCAGUGGACCUGCCCCGGCCCCCAGACACAACGGCAGCCGUGGUGACAGCCCCACACAGCCGCGCUCGAGAGGCCGUUGGCGAUUCCCUGGUCCACGUCCCGCUGGAGACCUUCCUGGAGACCCUGGAGUCCCCAGGCGCCAGCGGCAGCAACCGCACAGCAGAGGAGGCAGCAGAGCCAGAGGCCCAGGCCGAGGCUGAGCUGGAGCUCUCCGACUACCCCUGGUUCCAUGGGACACUGUCACGGGUCAAGGCAGCUCAGCUGGUGCUGGCGGGCGGGCCCCGGAACCAUGGCCUCUUCGUGAUCCGCCAGAGUGAGACCCGGCCCGGGGAGUAUGUGCUGACCUUCAACUUCCAGGGCAAGGCCAAGGGCCUCUGGAGACUAGGGAUGGACGGGCACCUGCGCCUGUCCUUGAACGGCCACGGGCAGUGCCACGUGCAGCACCUGUGGUUCCAGUCUGUGCUUGACAUGCUCCGCCACUUCCACACCCACCCCAUCCCGCUGGAGUCCGGGGGCUCUGCCGACAUCACCCUACGCAGCUAUGUGCGGGCCCAGGGCCCCCCACCCGACCCGGGGCCCUCGCCCAGCGCCGCGCCCCCACCGCCUGCCUGCUGGAGCGAGUCGGCAGGCCAGCACUACUUCUCCAGCCUCGCCGCGGCAGCUUGCCCGCCCGCCUCGCCCUCGGAGGCCGGCGGCGCCUCGUCCUCGUCCGCCUCGUCGUCUUCGGCCGCUUCGGUGCCCGGCGCCCCCCGCCCCGCCGCCGAGGGCCCGCUGAGCGCCCGCAGCCGCAGCAACAGCGCCGAGCGCCUGCUGGAGGCGGCGGGCGGGGGCGCCGAAGAGCCCCCCGAGGCCGGGUCAGGCGAGGGCGCCCGGGGCCACACUCGCGCCGUGGAGAACCAGUACUCCUUCUACUAGGCGGGCGCGCCUACGCCAAGGCCCUGGGACCACCGGACCCGCCCCCGGCCACGGGCGAUGGCCCACGGGCGUCCAAAGCCAGCCCCUUCCGGCCCCCCGCCCCGCCCGGCGCUGGGUGGGAAAAGCGAAGCUCUUCAGUGAAGACAUAAUGUUAUUAAAGAGCCUGUUUUAGGGACUGCA